Messenger RNA from Esox lucius (northern pike), 2570 nucleotides. It is a transcript of the gene kctd13, whose product is annotated as potassium channel tetramerization domain containing 13. The transcript is spliced from 7 exons. NCBI's taxonomy places the organism in Eukaryota, Metazoa, Chordata, Actinopteri, Esociformes, Esocidae. Gene Ontology annotation, molecular function: protein binding; ubiquitin-protein transferase activity. Bases 327 to 1313 code for a protein of 328 amino acids. The record is from RefSeq and is a predicted model, not a curated record. Gene Ontology annotation, biological process: proteasome-mediated ubiquitin-dependent protein catabolic process; protein ubiquitination; negative regulation of Rho protein signal transduction. Gene Ontology annotation, cellular component: Cul3-RING ubiquitin ligase complex.
UAAGGUUUGAAUGGAUUCAGAUCAAGUUGCUUUGGUCAAGGAUCCGCACUCCAGCACAGUGGGUGGCGGUAACACACGAUUAAUAAUGCGUGCCAACCGUCAAAAAAACAUUGGCUAGAAGAAAUUGGCUUGACAGCUAUCUAAAAAAUGAAAAAACUGCUAACCACAGUAAUGUUAUAUUCCUGAUUCUUGUAAAUAACAAGCUAAGUAGUUUAUUUUUACGUUGUUUUUGGCUAACAUUACCAUUGUAUUUUGGAACCAACAACAGCAAAUCGUUAACUAGCAAGCCGGCUAGCCUGGACCAUCUGAAACUGCAAGCACGCCUGAUGUCUGCUGAGGCUUCUGCAGGGAGUGCAGCAGCUGCCUGUAUCCCCACCACCCAGUCUUCUGGCCGGGGCAGUGAGGAGGAGGCGGGUGUAGGGUGUCUUGUGGGAAGUAAAUAUGUGAAGCUGAAUGUUGGGGGCUCACUGCAUUACACCACUGUACAGACCCUGAGUAAAGAAGACAGCCUACUAAGGAGCAUGUGCAAUGGAGGAGAUGAGGUCACCAUAGAUUCGGAGGGCUGGAUUGUGUUGGACAGGAGUGGUCGCCAUUUUAGCUUGGUGCUGAACUUUCUGCGGGAUGGAUCGGUACCGCUUCCAGAGUCCCACCGAGAACUGGAGGAAGUUCUGAAGGAAGCGCAGUAUUACAGGGUCCAAGGACUAGUCCAGCAUUGCACCUCUACCAUGCAGAAACAAAGGAAUGUCUACGAGGGUGUAUGCCGCAUCCCCAUGAUCACCUCAGUGAAAGAAGAACAGAGAAUGAUUGCUACCUGCAGGAAGCCUGUAGUAAAACUGCAGAACAACAGGGGAAACAACAAGUAUUCCUACACAAGUAACUCUGAUGACAACCUGCUGAAAAAUAUUGAGCUGUUUGAUAAGCUGGGGCUGCGCUUCAACGGGCGGGUCCUGUUUGUCAAGGAUGUGCUCGGGGACGAGAUCUGCUGCUGGUCCUUCUAUGGUGAGGGCCGCAAGAUUGCAGAGGUGUGCUGCACCUCCAUUGUCUAUGCCACAGAGAAGAAACAGACAAAAGUGGAGUUUCCGGAAGCACGCAUCUUUGAGGAAACCCUAAACAUUCUUAUCUAUGAGAAUGGGCGUGGUUCUGGCACAGGGGGCGUGGCCCUUUUGGAGUCAUCAUCGCCGGGAGCUGGCCAAUCGGAGGAGGAGGGGGCUAGUGCAGGGGGAGGGGACCGUAGAGUCAGAAGGAUCCAUGUGAGGAGGCACAUCAUGCAUGACGAGAGAGGACAUGGUCAACAGACUGUGUACAAGGACUGAGGGAGAGAAAAAAAAUUAAUUGAGGCGGUUGGUGUGGCGAGGGGGAGAGGAUUAAGAGAGGGGUGACUGCGAGGGGUGACUGCAUGAGGGGAGGUUGGAUGCUUAGAAAGAGGGUGGGUUGAGUUUUUUAAUAUGGAAGUAGUGACUUGGGAGAUGCUUACAAAAGGACUGGAAACUAAAUGAAUACCUCUCAAUUAUUUGUGCCCAACUGGAAAAUUACACCUAAACCCUGUUGCACUUCCCUACUUUGAGGAGAAGAGUAAAGAAAAUUGGUGGACAGUCUGAAAAUACACAAGGGCUGGUUGGGGUUAGGGAAUAUCUGAUGACCAGUCUUGGCUUGUGGUAAUGGGACUGGAAGAUUGAGGGGUAAACGUAGGUACUUUAACACUGCACUAAAUGGGGCCAGGGAGGGUGUGGAUGAUGGGUAGUAGGUUUGUGACUGCUAUGUAUUUAUGGGAUGUUUGUAUUCCUAUUCAAUUAAUUACUGUUGUAUGUAAUAUUUGUCAUUUUUUAAAUUUUGUUAUUAAUUUAUAAUGUUUAUUUAUUGUCUGGAAAUGUUGUUUUUUAAUACCUUUGAAUACUGACUUUAUUAUUUAUUAUCUGUACAGAUACUUUUUGGCAGGUUUUUGUGCUUUGAUCAAUGUCAUUCUAAAUAAUGUUGCCAAGCUCCUCCAGUAUGUUGCAGCAGUGUCGCAAAUAGCCAUGUCUUUUAACAGACAUGCUAAUGGUCAUGGUAAGACACCUUGACAUGGUAAGACACCUUGACAUGCUAAACCAUAUAUAUUUACAUAAUGUUUAAUAUUUUUGUUCAUGAUUGUACUGUGUCUAAAUGAAACAGGAUUGUUUGUCUUGUGAAGAACUUUGUAACAAACAUUUGUAAUUCAGUGUUUGUAUUGGACAUUGGAUGUGUGUUGGUAGGAAGUCUGAUCGCCUGUUCUCUUUUUUGUUAUCCAGGUAAAAUCUGAGAGUGAUUUAUCUUUUGUGGGGAGGGUUUUCUAUUUUAAUUAUUAAUAUUUCACACUUAACAGAAACAUGUAAUCAAGCAGCCUGGUCUCAUUGGAAUAAGUAAGCGAUUAUAUGUAAUUUUGUCACCUGAUGUUGUAUGAUAUGUUAUGUUAUGUUAGGUUACAUUACUAUGCGCUACCAAAAUGUGUAAUACAAUGCUCCAAAAAAUGAAGGGAACACUUAUCACAGUAUGAGACCAAGUCAAUUAAACUGAAUCUCUGUCACCUGUUUUGGUGCAAAUGAAAGUGACCU